AUGUCAUAUAAAUUAGAGUUUGGACCAUCGGUUUAUAUCCGGUUUAACCGGUUUUCUGACCUUUCGACUGUUAGUGUACAAAGGAGAAGUGCAUUUCAAUAUCCAAGGUUGGUCAAACGUCUCGAAACCGUUGAGCGGGAGACCUCAACUCCAAUAUCCUUCAAUUUAGUAACAACAGAAGUUUCAGAAAUUGAAGGUUGCCUUCGAAUAUAUUGUCCAAUUAAUAUCCUAAGUGGGACAUUCGUUGCUGAGAGUAUUUCAGCAGCAUUACGCAUGGUUUGA
This is a messenger RNA of Funneliformis caledonium, 282 nucleotides long. Lineage: Eukaryota; Fungi; Glomeromycota; Glomeromycetes; Glomerales; Glomeraceae. The record is from the annotation of a GenBank genome assembly.